Messenger RNA from Paramecium sonneborni, 660 nucleotides. Lineage: Eukaryota; Ciliophora; Oligohymenophorea; Peniculida; Parameciidae. The record is from the annotation of a GenBank genome assembly.
ACUUAAACAUGCUUUAUUAACCUUCAGAAUCUCUUCAAAAACAGGCUUCAAAGCGAUAUGCCUUGAAAAAAGAAAUGCCUAUUUUAAAAUAAUUUCGAAAAAUAUACAAACAAUAUAAUUAAAAACCUCAUCCUCAUUUAAUCUAAAAAGACUUUAAAAGAGAAUAAUUAAGACAAAUAGAAUUAGAAGUUGAGAGUCUUUCGAAUUCUCUCUUACUCAACUCUGAUAUCUUUUCUAAUAGAAAAAUCCAAACUGAUUAAAAUAAAUUUAGUAAUGAUGAUUCUGAAUAUUCCCCAUUUUCGUAAAACACUUUCACAGAAGAGACUAUAUUAAAGGAACAAAAUAAAAAAGAAUUAGAUUUCAAUAUGUUAUAUUAAAUAUAUUUGGAGAAUCAAUUUACAGAAGGUAAUUGCAAUAAUUUACAUUAGAUAAGAAAUAAAGAUGUUUAGAAUGGUUAUCUAAAAAUUGAUUUAAUUAUUCGAGCGUUUAGGCAUUAUAUAAAUUACUAUAUCAUAACCACGACAUUGAUAUUAUGUAGUAGUUUGAUGAGUGGAGUUUUAGUGAUUUAAUAAUGCUUAUAUAAUAUAAAAUAUCUUUUCUGUUUAUUUUAGAACUCAUAAACUGAUUCACAAUUAACAAUGAAAAUUAAUUAAUCAUGAC